Messenger RNA from Monosiga brevicollis MX1, 3294 nucleotides. RefSeq lists its product as uncharacterized. Lineage: Eukaryota; Choanoflagellata; Craspedida; Salpingoecidae. Gene Ontology annotation, biological process: DNA-templated transcription. Bases 1 to 3294 code for a protein of 1097 amino acids. Gene Ontology annotation, cellular component: RNA polymerase III complex. The transcript has 26 exons. The record is from RefSeq and is a predicted model, not a curated record. Gene Ontology annotation, molecular function: ribonucleoside binding; DNA binding; DNA-directed RNA polymerase activity.
AUGAAGCCCGUGGCCACCCUCGAGGAGAAGUGGAAGCUUCUGCCUGCCUUUCUCAAGAUGAAAGGCCUGGUGCGACAGCACAUUGAGUCUUUCAACCACUUUAUCGAGGUGGAUAUCAAAAAAAUCCUGGCAGCCAAUGCCAAGGUCACGUCAGACAACGAUCCCAACUUUUAUGUGCGCUACUUGGACAUUCGCGUGCUUCCCCCCAGCAUCAAUGAGGGCUUCAAGACGAACAACACCGUCACCCCAAUGCAAUGCCGACUCCGCAGCGCCACGUAUGCCGGUGACAUUGUUGUUGAUUUGGAGUACCGCCGAGGUCACGAGACACUGCGCGUUGAGAACACGCGCAUUGGACGCAUGCCCAUUAUGCUGCGCUCGAACCUUUGCGUGCUCAACGGCGCCUCGCACGCAAAGCAAGCCAAAUAUGGAGAAUGCCCCCACGACCCUGGAGGCUAUUUUGUCGUUUCCGGCACCGAAAAGGUCAUCCUCAUCCAGGAACAGCUCUCCAAGAACCGCAUCAUCGUGGAAGAGUUUAAGGGAGAUCUGACAGCCUCCGUCACCUCAUCAUCGGCCGACCGCAAGACCAAGACGACCAUCAUCUUCAAAAACGACCAAUUCUACAUGCUGGUGAACACGCUCUCCGAGGCCGUACCUUUGGUGGUGGUCCUCAAGGCCAUGGGCGUCAUCAGCGAUCAGGAAAUCAUGCAGCUGAUUGGCGCCGAAGAAGAGGCAAUGCUCGUGCUCGGCCCCUCGGUUGAGCGUUGUGCCAAUCUCAAUAUUUUCACGCAGAAUCAAGCCCUGGCCUACUUGGGGAGCAAGAUCAAACUGCUGCGCACUUAUGGUGGAGCUCGCACCAAGGAGGACAUGGGCCGCGACCUUCUCUCGUCUGUCGUUCUUGCGCACGUCCCUUGCGAGAACUUUGAUUUCCGCGCCAAGGCUGUCUUUCUCAGCCUCAUGGUCCGUCGCGUCAUCAUCUCCAUGGGUGACAAGAUGACCGAUGACCGUGACUAUCUCGGUAACAAGCGCCUUGAAUUGGCCGGAUCCCUCAUGUCGCUCCUCUUUGAAGACACCUUCAAGAACUUCAACGCCCAGCUCAAGCGACAGGCGGAUGUCAAUCUCAGCAAGAAUCGCGUGGCUGCGUUUGACGCUACCAACUUUAUGCGCGAAGACAUCAUUACCAACAGCCUGCGCAAUGCCAUCUCCUCGGGCAACUGGAUUCUCAAGCGCUUCAAGAUGGAGCGACACGGUGUUACCUCAGUUCUCUCCCGUUUGUCAUUCAUCGCCUCUCUGGGCAUGAUGACGCGUAUCACUUCGCAAUUCGAAAAGACACGCAAGGUGUCAGGCCCACGUUCGCUGCAGCCCUCCCAAUGGGGCAUGCUGUGUCCGGCAGAUACACCCGAAGGCGAAGCCUGCGGUCUGGUCAAGAACCUGGCCCUCAUGACCCACGUCACCAAUGAUGACGAGGAAGAGCCGCUCGUCAAACUGGCAUACAACCUGGGUGUCGAGUCUUUGCACUUGAUCAAUGGCGAAGAGUUUGGUCGCAGCAGCACCUUUCUCGUCUUCAUCAACGGUCUCAUGCUUGGCGUGACGCGCCGGCCUCGCAUCAUGGUCCGCAAUUUUCGACUUUUGCGGCGCUCCGGCCGCAUUUCGCCUUUUGUGUCCAUUUCUCUCAACAAGAAACACCGAUGCGUCUACAUUGCCUCGGAUGCCGGGCGCACUUGCCGGCCUUAUAUCAUUGUUGAGAACGGCAAGUCCAAGGUGCGGCCCCACCAUCUUGAAGAGCUGAACAUGGGCAUCACCACCUUUGACGACUUUGUCAUCAACGGCCUGGUUGAGUACCUGGACGUGAACGAGGAGAACGAUUCGCUGCUGGCAUUGUACGAGAACAACAUCGAGGCCGAUACCACUCACCUGGAGAUUGAGCCCUUUACGAUUCUGGGAGCCUGCGCAGGCUUGAUUCCGUAUCCCAAUCACAACCAGUCGCCGCGCAAUACCUACCAGUGUGCCAUGGGCAAGCAAGCCAUGGGCGUGAUCGCCCUCAACUACCAGCAACGCAUUGACACUCUUCUAUAUAGCCUGGUUUACCCCAUGCGGCCUGUGGUCAAGACCCGCACUAUUGAGCUCAUUGACUUUGAAAAACUGCCAGCUGGCCAGAACCCAAUUGUUGCAGUCAUGUCCUUCUCUGGAUAUGAUAUUGAGGACGCCACCGUCAUGAAUCGGGCAUCCUUCGAUCGUGGCUACGGCCGCUGCGUCGUGUACUCCAAGAUGCAAACGAGCUUGAAAAAGUAUAACGGCAACCUCACAGACAUCAUCCGCCCAGCCCCUCGCGAUGAAGCCGGCAAUGCAAAAGGCAUCGUUGCCGUUGGCCAGCCCAUGUAUAAUCGGGAUGUGUUGGUCAACAAGCAGACGCCGAUCAAGCGCGGUACAGAGAUUGACUACGCGUCGACUCAGGUUCGAUACAAGGGCACAGUGGGCAAGGAUGCCUACUGUGACCAGGUGAUGGUCUCAUCCAACAACGAGGACUCGAUGCUGAUCAAGAUUCGCGUUCGAAGCACGCGUAUUCCCGAGCUGGGUGACAAGUUUUCAUCUCGCCACGGCCAAAAGGGUGUCUGCGGUCUCAUUGUGAACCAGGAGGAUAUGCCGUUUAACGAUGCUGGCGUGUGCCCCGACAAGAUCAUGAACCCACACGGUUUCCCCUCGCGCAUGACCGUUGGCAAGCUCAUGGAGUUUUGCGGUGCCAAGGCGGGCGUGCUCAAUGGCAACUACAAUUACGGCACGGCAUUUGGCGGCACGACCAUCCCGGAAAUGUGCAACACGCUGCUGAAGCACGGCUACAACUACCAUGGCAAGGAUUAUUUAACUUCGGGCAUCACUGGCGAGCCCUUGGAGUCGUAUAUUUUCAUGGGCCCCGUGUUUUACCAAAAGCUUAAGCACAUGGUCAUGGACAAGAUGCACGCGCGUUCUCAGGGGCCCAUGACGCUCUUGACGCGCCAGCCGACCGAGGGUCGAGCGCGUGAGGGUGGUCUGCGCCUGGGCGAGAUGGAGCGUGAUUGCCUCAUUGGACAUGGCUCGAGCAUGCUGCUGCUGGAGCGGCUGAUGAUUUCAUCCGAUGCCUUUGAGGUGCAUGCAUGCAGCCAGUGUGGCCUGCUUGGCUCAGCCGGCUGGUGCCAGUAUUGCAAAUCAUCCCGCGGCAUUUCAAAGCUGCAGCUACCCUAUGCCUGCAAGUUGCUGUUUCAGGAGUUGCAGAGCAUGAACAUUGUGCCACGUCUCACCCUGCAACACUACUCCGAGUAA